AUGAACCGGUUUUUGAGCAAGAGGGAGAAGAAUGGCGUAGGCUAUAGGCGAGAGAGAUCGAGGGAUAAGUCCGACAAGAAGUCUCGACCACUUUCCAACGAGAGCUUCGUGGCAUUAUUCAAACCGGAUCCCCAAAAGAAGAUCGACAAGGAGAUGAGCAAACAGAUAUCCUCUCUCAAGGACCGAAUGCACCGCCGUGGAUAUUCAGGCAUAGAGGAUGAGCACAUAACCUAUGCAUUAGCCUCCAAGUUCGCCGACGGGGAUGUAGACAAAGCUUUUGAGAUGAUGGUACUAUUCAAGGAGUCCGCGGAUGGAGUUGUCAAACCGUAUAACCCAGCAGUGCAUAUGCUAGGCGCCGUUAAUCGAGAAGGCGUUACAUGCUAUCUUGAUGGGCUGCUAUUUGCGAUGUUCGCCCGAUUAGGGAGUUUCGAGCCCAUACUGUACACAACCUUUGAAGAUGAGCCUAGGCGACGCCUUUCAACGCUCAUCCGAUUGUGGGUGAACUUGCUGAGAACUGGCAAGCUAAUUGAAACCGACUUGACCGGCUAUCUACAAGAGGCUUUAGCAGCGUGUGGCUGGGCCGAAGCGGCGAAGCUCGAACAACAAGACACUUCAGAGGCGUUUAGCUUUAUCACAGGAAUCCUCGAAUUACCGCUACUUACCUUGAAGGUGGACAUCUAUCAUACUGGCACAGAAGAUGAUAAGGAUGACCACAAGUUCGUCCAAGAGCGACUUCUCGAAGUGGCUGUACCUGAAGACCCCAACAAUGGAUUCCCAAUCCGGUUGGAGGACUGCCUUGAAAACUACUUCAACAACCGAGUUGAGGUCGUUCGAAAGUUGGAGCGUUCCAAUACAAAAUCUUCGAUUCUGUCUGGUCAAUCACAAUAUCCUCCUGAGAAGGAAGGAGUACAACAUAUCGAAAUUUCGGAUCUUACUUGGUCAACACCGGGCACCCCAUCAUCAUCUCAAGCACCAAAUACUCCAAUCUCACCAGGUGGUCGCCAUCGUGCUACAAGCAUAAUAUGGCAUCGUGUGAUACAAGAAGAUGAGAAGGACGGUUCCAUGGAUGGUUCUACCAAGCCUACUGCCCCUACCCUGUCACGCAAGACUUCUAUUCGAAAAGAGGUUUUAAUGCCGGCGUGGCAGUUCUUCAAUCUAAUACCAUGGUACACAAAACACUCACCCGCCAACGAUGCGGAGGUUGCAGCACAUUUUUCGAAGACUCGUCCAGUUCUGGGUAUCUGCUUGAAAAGGUAUGCAAUGACGGCCGAAGGAGAGCCUAUAAGAAAGAAUACUUUUAUCGAUAUUCCUCUUGACAUCAAGCUACCGCAUUUUAUCCAAGAAGACCUGGCAAAAGAGGAUGGCCCAUUAGUGGGAAAUUUCAAACUUUCACUGCAAUCUGUCAUAUGCCAUCGCGGUAACUCGCUUAAUUCGGGUCAUUAUAUCUCGUUCAUUCGCGGCACAACAAAAAUCUCUGAUGGAGAUUCUGGAUCUGCGCAAAAGCUCAACAAUGGAGACGUUCCACCUCAUUACCCCGAAGAUAAAUGGAUCAAAUUUGAUGAUAUGGCAGUUCCGAGAGUCUCGUAUGUGGACAUUGAGCAGGCUAUGAAGGAUGAAAUGCCAUAUCUACUGUUUUACCAAGUCCAGCCGACGUAUGAGGUGCCUUCAGUCCCCGACUCCGAGACCCUUCCGCCGUCAUACACUGAUUCUGGUAUUGGCUUGACGGUAUCCAGCCCUCCAUCCGAGCAUCGUUUUGAGACUACCCAACCAGAAGGAUAUUUUGAUGGUGCGAGCAAUACGUCUACUCCUGCCAUUCGCUUUUCCUCCGAGCUUGAGAGGCCCGAGGAGCCUAGGAGAAGCAUCAAUCUAUCAGAAGGGCGUCGGGGAAGCCUUGCAUUCACAGAAACCAGCUUGGGGAGUGGCACAAGCACCCACUUGACCUCGACACCAGUCACACCGAGUGAAGAAACAGCCGCACAGAGAAUGUCUCGUGCCGCCGCUCGAUUUACCAGAACUGGAAGCAGGAGUCGGCCGACAAGUGCAUCUGGGGAAGGUAGGCUUAGUUUGACCCUGACACGGCUUAACUGGAGAACUAGCAAAGAGCAGCUAAACAACAAAACCGAGGCGACCAAAGAAGUGGAGAGCGUAGUUCAGGGCGAUGGACCAGCAGACGGCCGCGGGUUGCUGGGUGCAGAUGAAACUACCUCGAAACCUGCGGAAGAUGCACCCUCUCAAUCGAAGAAGGCGAUCAAGAAACGGGAUAGGAGUAAAGGACCAUCGGAAACGAUGGAGAACGAGCAUCACGCUCAUAAAGGAAAGGGGAAAUCGAAGGAUCUCCCCGAUAGAGAGUGCAGCAUCAUGUGA
This is a messenger RNA of Venustampulla echinocandica, 2364 nucleotides long. RefSeq names its product Cysteine proteinase. The transcript has 5 exons. Gene Ontology annotation, cellular component: nucleus; cytosol. Lineage: Eukaryota; Fungi; Ascomycota; Leotiomycetes; Helotiales; Pleuroascaceae. Bases 1 to 2364 code for a protein of 787 amino acids. The record is from RefSeq and is a predicted model, not a curated record. Gene Ontology annotation, molecular function: cysteine-type endopeptidase activity; cysteine-type deubiquitinase activity. Gene Ontology annotation, biological process: protein deubiquitination.